AGGAAGACAGCCAGAGAGGUCAUUGCGCCAUGAACAAAAGAUGGUGUUGGGGAAUAGAAAGAGUGAAGGUACAAAAACUUCCGCGGUUCUUGCCCGGAUGACUCGCACCAAGUUAGCGCACCCAGACCUGGACCCACUUGCAUCUUCUACUUCACCACCAUUACGAUGAUCCAGAUCUCAUAGCUCUCAGCCUUAGUGAAGCGCUUUGCGACCCCGCUUCUGAAGACAACAACCACCUUUCAAUGCUGCCACAAGGAUCUCAUCCUUGCGCCUAAGGCCGACAGUGCAUUUGCCACCAUACCCACCUCCAUGGACUUACCAUCUAGCUUGUCUAGAGACAUAUCUCCACCACGGGCGCCCAAACGGAGAAAAACUUCCGAAGCUCCCUCUCCUUUACCACGUGCUGAGCCUCGCUACGAUGCCAGAAACGACCCCACACUCGCAGCUGUGGAGGCCGGCAGGGCAAAGAUCGAAGACCACCUGACGUGCUUCAAGCACCACCUGGCAAAAGCUUCAAGAAUUACACCCUUAGAUGGGGCACGAUUGUCAAUCAAUGGUUUUGCUUCUUUGUACAAGAGCAAUCAACAUCAACAUGGCCACCACUUCGUCAUUCAUCAGCACAACCACCCUAAGGCAGGUGUGCAUUAUGACCUCCGUCUCCAGUUCUCUGCGACAAGCUCCGUAUCCUGGGCUUUUCCGAAAGGGCUCCCCGGGAAUCCGAACUCCAGACAACUAGGACGAAUAGCCAUUGAAACACGUAUCCACAAUUUGUGGAACAAUUUGAUCGAAUCUGCAUCUAUGAAGACAGGGUCACUGCUCAUCUGGGACACCGGGACAUAUACUGUACUCUCGCGUAAGAAAGACGAGAAAGAGAUGCCAAGUCCACAACUCACCGACAACGAGUCCGAUGUGGAUGAGAGGACAUCUGGAAGGCUCAGAGAUGGUAAGCACGAGAACGAGAGACUUAUCGAAGCCUUCAAAUCCCGCCACAUCCGCCUCCGCCUCCACGGCACCCGACUCUCAAAGAACUACACCAUCACCCUACGUCUGCCCUCCAACAACGAAAUCUCCCAAAAAUCAGCCGUGCGACGCAGACAAAACAGACCGGUCGCAAGGAGCAGACGGCCCAGCCACACAUCCGACUCCGACAUCGCACCGCUCACGACUGUCAACAUCGAUCAAGACGAGGUAGAGGUUGACGACCUAGACACGGACUCCGAGGAAGAUGCGCUCACAUGCACCCGAAACGCCUACCCAGGCUCAACAAACAGCAUCGGUUCGAUCCACCAACGGCGGUGGUUCGUGCUCCUCGAUCGACAGAGCAGCGGCUUCUCUCUUGAGAACGGGCGGUGGAUGAGACGUCUGUUGCCGAACGGUGAGCUAGGCGGUUUUGACCCGUUUUUGGUCACAGGUAGAGACCACGAAAGGAGCGUAGUCACCGGCCGCUUAGCAAGCGAGGUUGAGAGCGACGAAGGAUGCGAGGGGUACAUUGGUCGGAGGGGGUGGAAGGGCAUCGAGGACUGAAGCGCACCUCGAAAGCUGAAGGACAGGAAGGGAACCUAGCUCGAUAUUCUACAUCUACA
Messenger RNA from Macroventuria anomochaeta, 1583 nucleotides. RefSeq lists its product as uncharacterized. Bases 310 to 1524 code for a protein of 404 amino acids. The transcript has a single exon. NCBI's taxonomy places the organism in Eukaryota, Fungi, Ascomycota, Dothideomycetes, Pleosporales, Didymellaceae. The record is from RefSeq and is a predicted model, not a curated record.